CUCUGACUCAUUAUCAAAACUCCGCUGCACAUCACCUGAUCCCAUCCAACAAUGAGGAAUCUUGCUCUCUGGGCUGUUGUCGGAUUUCUGUCAGCGGUCUGCACUCACACCGCUGUCACCCAAUCGCCAGCCAAACUCGAGGAUGACGUUCUGAAAGAGGCUGAGAUAGAUGGGUUUCUUGUCCAACAAACACAUCCCUCGACCGAAUCGACAAAAAAGACCACGACUCUCAGUCCAUCCAUUCAUCAAGUGGAGAACUCAACAGCACAAAUAGAUGAGAUUGAAGGUAGUGCAGCUGGCAAUGAAUCAUUUGUUGCUCAGGGAGGCGAGAACCAGACAAUGACAAUCCAAGUCUUUUCCUCCACGACAUCAUCUUCAACUAUUGGCUUCACUUCGCACUCACCCAUCGCCACGACCCCCCAAGCUGACAGCAGCAAUUCAUCUUCCGCCAAACCCGACCCAAGUUUGGUACAUGGAUACAUCGUGGACGACGAAUCUCCUUCAGGCUCAGGAGAUGGUGGGAUCCUGGACCACAGCACAGCAUACCGUGUGACUCCUGUCAACUCCGAGUUUGGCACGGCAACUUCAACUGUCAGUCAUGAGAACAUCUUACCCACUCAUGCCAGCAGAGGAUUAGGACGCAGUCUGAUAGCACUGGUCGAACCUGAUGCAGAGAAAAUCCUACAACCAGCGCAUGGUAAUCCAAAGGUGGAACCAGAAACUCACAAAGGACACGUCACACCUGACUGGAUCAUCAUCCUUGGGUUUAUUGUGGGUGUAGCAGCACUGGUCAUGCUCUGCGUUGCCAUAGCUACAAGGGACAAAUGGAACGGACCACGUGAAGUGAGGCAUCCAGAGACGCAGAACACCUCCCCACACCAGCAGAGGGAGCAAGAGAUGACCACAUACCUGCUCCAACAGGCCCCAAGAGUGAACGGAAAGGCAGGAGAGUACACUGUCAUCCCUCUGGAAGAUCUGCCUGACAAAUGCUGACAAAGAUGAACGUUUAACUUGAGCAGAAGUACUUUGUGAAACAUUCCAAACCCAGUGUGCGUGCUCCUUCAUUUCAUUCUUUAAAAAAGUGCUAGACUGUUUCUAAUCUGCCUGAGAUUUGCAGUUGAUCAUCUUGAAUCCAUCUGCCGCACUGUUUUGUAUUGUGUUGAGCUUGUUUGUGUUUACAAAUGUUGUUGUUUAUAUGCUGUGGUAUGUAACUUAUAUUAAGAAUGUUUGUUGUAAUAGUGUUUUUUUUCCCACUUUGAAAUAUAAUAAAGUAUUUACAGUCAGUGCCUCCUGCUCUGCUGAACCUGACAAACACUAACACUAAAAACAAAAUGCUGAAAUGGUGCAAGUGAUAUGUCUUUCCGACCAAAAACAACAUUGCCUUUCAUUGCUGGCAUAAUAAUAAAAGUUCAUUACUCAAGUGAGGUGCCACCUUUACAAAAGGUGAGUCACUGUCAGACAUGUAUUUGUGUUCUACCAUGACCCCAACACUCAUACCACAAGUCCCAUUUUGUGUUGCACUUGCUGAAGCUUUUAUGUCUGAGCCGAAUGUUUAAAUCAUAUUUGUUUGACUUCAUCCACUUACUUUAUGUGUGCCUUUCCACAUUUCAGUAUUCAACAUUUGUUUUUGUAAUUUCUCACCUGUUGAGACUAAUAAAUGAUUU
This is a messenger RNA of Synchiropus splendidus (mandarinfish), 1664 nucleotides long. RefSeq lists its product as uncharacterized. Lineage: Eukaryota; Metazoa; Chordata; Actinopteri; Syngnathiformes; Callionymidae. The transcript is spliced from 5 exons. Bases 52 to 993 code for a protein of 313 amino acids. The record is from RefSeq and is a predicted model, not a curated record.